UAGCGGGCAACACAGCUUAGUGUACACAUCGGGUGCGGUUCAGUAAGGAUUAGACGUUUACGCACAGUUUGCGAACAAUAACCGGAAAAUGGGCGAGUGGCAAAACGGAUUGUUUGGAUGCUUUUCUAAUUGUGGCGUUUGCAUCAUAACAUAUUUUGUCCCGUGUUUGACUGCUGGACAAACUGCUGAGAAAGUAGGGGAGUCGUGUUGCCUGUACGGAUUUCUCUCAAUACUGGGACCCAUCGGAAUCUGGUCACGUGCAAAAAUUAGGGGCAAAGUGAGGGAAACGAAGGGUAUCGAUGGUUCCUUUGGUGGCGACUGCCUGAUGGCCUGGUUCUGUGGUCUAUGUGCGCUCGUCCAGGAGGCAAAUGAACUCGGUGGGCAUCAAGGGAUGUCCAUGGUGCGAGAAUAGGAACCGGGAACCAUCGGCAUCAUCUUAUGACGUCAUGCUUUCAUCCCUGCCAACGUCAACAUUGAAACGGAACAGCAACGAAAAUGAAUUGGACAACUUUUCUAUUGAUUAUAGUUACUCUUUGUUUACCGCAUAAUAUACAGUCGUAUUUCUUGUGAAGAUACACUAAUAAUGGUUUUUUUGUUUCAAUAUCAGAACGCAAUUUAUGUUUUGCCAAUCUGUUAAACAAUCUUUGUUAUCAUUCAUUUUUUAUUUAUUUACAAGUAUUUCAAAUUUCUCAAAAUAAACUGUGAUCUACGCAAAUUAAUUAUUAUUUUUUGCUACUUGAUGUACGUGCGAAAUAUUUUAUUAUGUCCGAAUGUACAUUAUGUUAAGUGUAGUAUAGCAUUUAGAAAACGUGUUUCUUCUUUUUUUACGCCUUUUGUAUUUCAAUAAAAUUAUAUAAUUGUG
Messenger RNA from Dreissena polymorpha, 862 nucleotides. RefSeq lists its product as uncharacterized. The transcript has 3 exons. NCBI's taxonomy places the organism in Eukaryota, Metazoa, Mollusca, Bivalvia, Myida, Dreissenidae. The record is from RefSeq and is a predicted model, not a curated record. Bases 89 to 412 code for a protein of 107 amino acids.